Drosophila miranda is the source of this 3415-nucleotide messenger RNA. RefSeq names its product glutamate--cysteine ligase (gene Gclc). The transcript has 6 exons. Lineage: Eukaryota; Metazoa; Arthropoda; Insecta; Diptera; Drosophilidae. The record is from RefSeq and is a predicted model, not a curated record. Gene Ontology annotation, molecular function: glutamate-cysteine ligase activity. Gene Ontology annotation, cellular component: glutamate-cysteine ligase complex. Gene Ontology annotation, biological process: glutathione biosynthetic process. Bases 728 to 2917 code for a protein of 729 amino acids.
GCACAACGUGACGAUAACAUGUACAACUUUUUUUACAUAAAUAGCCGCGCAGUUAAGUGUAGCGUUUUAUUGUUUUUGGAAUUCGUUUGUGUUAAUAUCUCGUUGCGGUACCAACGCUGACAGCAGUAGUCCCAUCCAGAACAAUUAUAACAUCAAACGUAAUAUACAUAAAUCCGUCGGUAGUAAAUCGUGUAAAAGAACCAGUAAACAGUGUGCAUUCGAGUGGAAUUAUUGUGAAAUACUUUUGCGGCCAUUGGUAGAAGCGUUCUGACAAGCCCACACAACACAUGCCACAAUACAUAUGUAUGUAUGUAUGUACAUGCAUACAUAGGUUCGUAAUUAACAAAUUGUGAACUGCAACAAAAGAGAAACCAAACCAAACCAAACCACAAACACACAAAACAAAAGAAAAACAGCGGGAAAUUCGGCAAAUUUCUGACCAUUCUAUUGGGGGGGUGGUCGUUACACAAUCCCCGCCAAUUGCAACAACAAAUCAUCAGCAGCAGCAGCAGCAGCAACGGAACGAGGUCAUUUUUGUUUGUGCCGCUAGUUUUUCCGAUUUGACGCCAGCCAGCGCCGACGUCGCCCAGAGCAACAGCUGAGAGACACAGAGGCCACCAACAAACGGUUUUAUUUAUUUCCUAUUGGAGCGCACGCGUCAGUGUGUGUGUGUGUUUGUGUGUUUCUUACAUACACUUUUCCCUCAUCGCAUUUUGCCGUUUACAUUAUGGGUCUACUAAGCGAGGGCAGUCCACUCUCCUGGGAGGAGACCAAGGUGCUGGCCGAUCAUGUGCGCGAGCAUGGCGUGAAUCAGUUCAUAAAUCUCUACCACAGACUGAAGGAUCGCCAGGGGGACAUCCUCAAGUGGGGCGACGAGGUGGAGUACAUCAUUGUGAAGUUCGAUGAUAAGCAUAAGGUGGCCCGCGUGGCGUUGAUCGCCCAGGACCUGCUGGCCCAGCUAAACGAAAAGGAGAUGGCCGAUCCCAAGGGCGUGAAGUCGCUGUGGCGUCCCGAAUACGGUGCCUACAUGAUCGAGGGUACGCCCGGCAAGCCCUUCGGCGGACUGAUGGCCCACUUCAAUCUGGUGGAGGCCAAUAUGCGCUAUCGUCGCGAGGAGGUCACCGAGCUGCUGGCCAAGGACGAGUGCGUCAUGUCGAUCACAAACUUUCCGCGCCUCGGAUCCCCCAACUUUACAUACCCCUUGGCCCAGCCCCGUCCAGAGGAUCCCCUCAGCUCGGCCCGGUCCCUCUACUUUCCCGACGAGGCAAUAUUCCCGGGACAUCCACGCUUCAAGACGCUCACCCGCAACAUUCGCAUGCGGCGCGGCGAGAAGGUCUCCAUCAAGCUGAAGGUGUUCAAAGACGCCAAGACAAAGCUGCCCGUGGAGGGGGCACCGCCGGGCGAGCCGGAUGUGGUGCUGCUGGACGCCAUGGGCUUUGGCAUGGGCUGCUGCUGCCUGCAGCUAACCUUUCAGGCCUGCAACAUCACAGAGGCGCGUCGCCUGUACGAUCAGCUGGCCCCCCUGUGCCCCAUCAUGCUGGCCCUGACGGCGGCCAGCCCCAUCUACCGCGGCUACCUCACAGAGUCGGACUGCCGCUGGAACGUGAUCAGCUCGUCGGUGGACUGCCGCACCGAGGAGGAGCGCGGCCUGGCGCCGCUCGAGAACCAAAAGUUCCGGAUCGCCAAGUCGCGGUACGACUCCAUCGACUCGUACCUGUCCCCGGAGGGGGCCAAGUACAACGACGUGCCCAUAACCUAUGACGAGCAGGUGUACAACCGCCUGGUCGAGGGCGGCAUUGACCAUCUGCUGGCCCAGCACGUGGCCCAUCUCUUCAUUCGCGACACGGUAUCGCUGUUCAGCGAGAAGGUCCACCAGAACGACAACGAGGACACGGAUCAUUUUGAGAACAUUCAGUCGACCAACUGGCAGACAAUGCGCUUCAAGCCGCCGCCGCCCAACAGUUCGAUUGGAUGGCGCGUGGAGUUCCGCCCGUGUGAGGCGCAGAUCAGUGACUUUGAGAACGCCGCCAUCGUCUGUUUCGUCGUCCUGCUCACCCGUGUCAUUCUCUCGUACCAGCUGAACUUUUUGACGCCCAUUAGCAAGGUGGACGAGAACAUGCAGACGGCACAGAAGCGCGACGCCUGCCGUGCGGAGAAAUUCUGGUUCCGCAAAUCAUCAAAGACCACCGAACAGCGGGCGGCCCAGGCCCAGGCCAAGGGCGGGCUCCACAUCAAUGGCUGGCAGACACCCGAGGCGGCAGAGAAUGGCAACGGCACGGCCACCAAUGGCAAUGGCAAUGGCAACGAAGAUGAGAGAGAGGAAGAGCCGCUAAACAAUGGCACUUCGGCGAAAAUAAAUGGACAUGGAAAUGGCCAUAGCCGUAAGGCCACGACCAAUGGCACAUCGAAUGGCACCCUAAAUGGCGACUCCACCACCUCCACCAGCACCAAUGGGGUGGACAGCGAUCACACCGACACAGAUGAUGAGGAGAACGAGCUGUUCCAGCUGCUGACAAUCAAUGAGAUCUUCAACGGAAAGUCGAACGUGUUUCCUGGUCUGGUUCCACUGAUCCGCAGCUAUUUGCAGUCCAUGGAGGUAGACACAGACACCCAUUGCACCAUCGAACAGUAUCUGCGCUUUAUCGAAAAGCGUGCCGCCGGCGAGCUGAUCACAACGGCCACCUGGAUGCGCCAGCAAGUACUCAAUCAUCCCGACUACAAGCAAGACUCGGUGGUCACUGAGGGAAUCAACUAUGACAUGCUGAAGCUGAUCCAGGGCAUACAGGAGGGCAAGCAUGUGGAGCCGGCAUUGCUCGGCCAGGGCUAUCAUUCCAAGACCAAGACGAAAGAUUUCAUUCCGCCUGCCCUGCAGAAACAGUUGGCCAAGAACGGCUGCUGCGAGGACAAUGACAAAUGAUCGAGGGAGCAGCAUCAGAAACAUCAGCAUAAGCAUAAGCAGCAGCAGCAGCAGCAACAGCAACAGCGCGCCGAGAACGCUUCAACGACGACGCGUAGGCCGGCCGGCCGGCGCAUGUGAUUCGGUGCCGUCUUGUGGGUCUCUCCUGUCUCUGUCGUGUUGGUUGUCUGGAUCGAAAUGUUUGGUGGCACAUUUACACACACACACACAAUACUUAUCAAUAUUAUUUCUGUAGCAUAAUUUAUCAAUUAACAAUUAGUGUGCACCAAAUCCUAAUUGUGGACAAAUGUUUCGCGGCCAAGUGUGGCCAUCACCUGAUGUGGCAGGGCAGGGCAGGGCAGGGUAGGGCAGGGCAUGGGAUUGGAUAUGACAGAGUGCAACAGCAAAAGCAGAACCAAUGAGAAUGCCAAUGAUGAGAAAGUCUAGCGACUAGUUGGGCCCAUAGCCCUAACAAUAGCAACAAUGUUCUCCCUUUUAUCAUGUUUUAUAUAUAUAUAU